UCUCGUCUGCCGCACCCACUUCUCUGUGCUACCCUGGUUUAGUAAAAAAGUAAACCCCUGGAGGAAGGAGGAUAGAAGUAACAGAGGGAACUCGGUAGAAUAAAUCGUUUUUUUCUUUUCGUCUACACCAAAAAACGAUAUUUCAUUUCAGAUCGCUAAAGAAGACGAGAAGAAAUGAAGCGUUUUUGUGGAUCAGAGUUCUGGAAUGCCAGUUUGACUCUCUACACCGAUAGUCCUGAUCUAACGCCAUGCUUUCAGAACACGGUGUUGGUAUGGAUCCCCUGCAUCUUCCUGUGGGCCGCCUUUCCUUUCUACCACUUCUAUCUCAAGCAAAACAACAAGGGCUACAUCGUGAUGUCCAUUCUCAACAAGGUCAAAACAUUUUUCGGUGUUCUUCUCUGGCUGAUCUGCUGGCUAGACCUCUUCUACGAACUCGGCCAAAGCAGAGUUCAGCAUCCUGUUAAAGUCGUCACGCCACUCAUUCUUGGAAUCACCAUGUUAUUAGCCACAGUGCUGAUUCAGUACGAACGACUGAGAGGAGUCCAGUCCUCGGGGUUGCUCUUCAUCUUCUGGCUGUUAGCGUUGCUCUGCGCGAUCGUGCCUUUCCGAUCCAGGAUCCGAGAAGCAGCAGACAAGGGAGUUACUGAUCAGCUACGAUUUACCACCUUCUAUAUUUAUUUUGGGCUGCUGCUUUUCCAGCUGAUCCUCUCUUGCUUUAAUGAGAAGCCUCCGUUGUUCUCCAGCAUUGUCACAGACCCAAAUCCUUGCCCCGAGUACACUGCCGGGUUCCUCUCCACAAUGACAUUCUGGUGGUUUACAAGUAUGGCUAUCAAGGGGUACAGAAAUCCACUAGAAGAUAAGGAUCUCUGGUCUUUGAACAAGAAAGACACCUCAGAAAUAGUUGUGCCAACACUCCUUAAAAAAUGGGAGACAGAAAAAGCGAAAGUACAAAGAAAGAACCAGGCUGUAUACUCCACAUCCUCCACCAAAGUUCUGAACCAUGUUGACGGAGGGACUGAAGAGGCCGGAGUGUUGCUAUUGGGGAAGAAUGAUACGAAGCAGCCGUCCUUCCUGAAAGCCUUGCUGAAAGCCUAUGGCUCCUACUUUUUAAUUGGCUCUGCAUACAAACUUAUGCAGGACCUGAUAGGCUUUGUGAACCCACAGCUUCUGAACUUGUUGAUUAACUUCACGAUGCAGAAGGAUGCCCCCUCCUGGUGGGGCUUUGCCUUGGCGUUUUUGAUGUUCUUCUGUGCGCUGCUGCAGACCAUCAUCCUCCACCAGCACUUCCAGUACUGCUUUGUGACUGGAAUGAGACUACGCACUGCUAUCAUAGGGGCUAUAUACAGAAAGUCUCUGGUGAUCACAAAUUCAGCCAAGCGAUCAUCCACAGUGGGAGAGAUUGUGAACCUGAUGUCUGUCGAUGCCCAGCGCUUUAUGGAUCUCACCACCUUCCUCAACAUGCUGUGGUCAGCCCCACUCCAAAUCAUCUUAGCCUUAUACUUUCUCUGGCAGUAUCUGGGUCCCUCCGUCCUUGCUGGUUUUGCAGUGAUGGUUUUACUGAUUCCUUUGAAUGCAGCCAUUGCCAUGAAGACCAGGGCUUUUCAGGUGGAACAGAUGCAGUACAAAGACGCCCGGAUCAAACUGAUGAGUGAGAUUCUCAAUGGCAUCAAGGUCUUAAAGCUGUAUGCCUGGGAGAAUUCGUUUAAGGAGAAGGUCCUGCAGAUCCGAGAGAAUGAGCUGAAAGUGCUGAGGAAAUCUGCCUAUCUCGGGGCUGUGUCUAUCUUUGCCUGGACCAGCGCCCCAUUCCUGGUUGCCUUGACAACAUUUGCUGUAUAUGUCACAGUGAAUGACAAAAAUGUACUUGAUGCCAAGAAGGCCUUUGUCUCCUUGUCAUUGUUCAACAUUCUGCGGUUCCCUUUGAACAUGCUUCCUCAGGUCAUCAGCAGUAUUGUGCAGGCUAGCGUCUCCCUGAAGCGCAUUCAGUGUUUCCUGAGUCAUGAUGAGUUGGACCCCGACAGUGUUGACAAAAAGAACAUAGCCUCAGGCUGUGUCGUCACCGUAGUGAAUGGAAAAUUCAGUUGGGCAAAAUCCGACCCUGCAACUCUCCACAGUAUCAACCUGAUGGUGCCUCACGGAUCUCUGCUAGCUGUGGUGGGGCAUGUGGGCUGUGGGAAGUCCUCUCUGGUCUCUGCUCUCCUGGGUGAAAUGGAGAAGCUGGAAGGGGAGAUUUCAAUCAAGGGUUCAGUGGCCUACGUGUCCCAGCAGGCCUGGAUUCAGAACGCCACUCUGAGAGACAACAUCCUGUUUGGCAAGCCAUACAACGCAGAGAAGUACAGCAGCAUCCUGGAAGCCUGUGCCCUCCUCACAGACCUGGAGGUGCUACCAGGGGGUGACCAGACUGAAAUAGGAGAGAAGGGUAUUAACUUAUCCGGUGGUCAGAAGCAGCGGGUCAGCAUUGCCAGGGCUCUCUACAGUGAAGCAGAUGUCUACUUGCUCGAUGACCCUCUGUCUGCAGUGGAUGCGCAUGUAGCAAAACAUAUCUUUGACAAAGUCAUUGGUCCAGAAGGGUUACUUAAAGACAAAACUCGAAUCCUGGUGACACACAGCAUCACCUUCCUGCCGCAGGUAGACAACAUUGUGGUGCUGGUGGAUGGGAGUGUGUCCGAGAUGGGGUCCUACCAGGAGCUGCUGACACAAAAUGGUGCCUUUGCAGAAUUCCUCCGAAAUUACACGCUCGAGGACAUUGUUGAGGAAGACGAGGCUAUAGAGCUGGAGGAAGAAGAGGAGGAUUUCAGAGAAGACACCUUGAGUAACCACAUCGACAUGGUAGAUAACGAGCCAGUAGCAAACGAAGCUCGCAAGCAGUUCAUUAGGCAAAUUAGUGUCAUUUCAGUAGACCUGGAGAACCCGAAAAAAAUGUCAACAAGAAAGAGAAAGUGCAGCGAAAGGAAAGCGGCUGAACACCCACCUGACAAAAAAUCAUCAGCUCAGAAACUCAUUUACGCAGAGACCGCAGAGACUGGGAGAGUGAAACUGCAGGUGUUUUGGGAGUAUGUGAAAGCAGUGGGCCCCAUUUUGUGCUUGUUCAUAUGUUUCCUGUACUGCUGUCAAAAUGCUGCUGCCAUAGGGGCUAACGUAUGGCUCAGUGAGUGGACGAGUGACACUGCUGUUAACGGAACUCAAACAGAAACAAGCAUGAGGGUUGGGGUGUACGCAGCACUGGGGCUAACUCAAGGUCUUCUUAUCUUCAUUACCUGUUUUCUAAGCCGGGCCUACUUGAUGCUGAAAGCGUCCCAGAUGAUUCACCAGCAAAUGCUUCAGGGCACCCUUCUAUCCCCUCUGAGCUUUUUUGAAGCCACUCCCUCUGGGAGAAUUUUGAACCGAUUUGCCAAAGACAUCGACACAAUUGAUAUCAACAUCCCUGAAAAUAUUGACAUUUGGAUGCGCACUUUCUGGUACACAGCCUCAGUCCUGCUCAUAUGUUCAGCCCUCACCCCCAUCUUCCUCAUAGUGAUAGUGCCAUUAAUGAUGUUCUAUUGGUGGGUCCAGCGGUUUUAUGUGGCAACAUCUCGUCAGCUUAAGCGUCUGGAAUCUGUCAGCAGGUCUCCUAUAUACUCCCACUUUUCAGAAACAAUCACAGGUACCAGUGUGAUCCGUGCAUACGGACGACAAAAUGCUUUUGUUCUCAUAAGUGACAAGAAAGUGGAUGAGAACCAGAAAAGUUACUACCCUGGUAUUGUUUCCAACAGGUGGCUUGGCAUUCGAAUUGAGUUCAUUGGAAAUUGCAUUGUCCUGUUUGCUGCCCUGUUUGCAGUGAUUGAGAGGAACAAGCUGACGCCAGGCAUGGUUGGACUCUCUGUGUCUUAUGCAUUGCAGGUCACAAUGUCUUUGAACUGGAUGGUCCGGAUGACCUCUGACCUGGAGAGCAACAUUGUGGCAGUGGAAAGAGUGAAGGAGUAUUCUGAAACUGAGACUGAGGCACCCUGGAUAGUCCCAGACAAAAGGCCUCCAGAGGACUGGCCCACCCAGGGGAAGGUGGAGUUCAAUGAUUACAGUGUUAGGUACAGGGAGGGACUGGACCUGGUACUGAAGAACCUGACUCUACAGGUGAAAGGAGGAGAGAAGAUUGGCAUUGUGGGGCGGACUGGAGCUGGCAAGUCGUCCAUGACUCUGUGCCUCUUCAGGAUCCUGGAAGCUGCAGCAGGAGAGAUCACUAUAGAUGGGGUGAAGAUUUCAGAGAUCGGUCUCCAUGAUCUGAGAUCCAAGCUCACCAUCAUUCCUCAGGACCCCGUGCUGUUCUCUGGAACCCUGCGCAUGAACCUGGAUCCCUUUGAGAAAUAUGCAGAUGAAGACAUCUGGAAAGUGCUUGAGCUUUCUCACUUGAAUAGGUUUGUCAGCAGUCAACCUGCUGGGAUAAACCAUGAGUGCUCUGAAGGUGGAGAAAAUCUCAGUGUUGGUCAGAGACAACUUGUAUGUCUUGCAAGAGCCCUGCUGAGGAAAACUCGAAUUCUGGUCCUGGAUGAAGCUACUGCUGCUAUAGAUCUGGAGACAGAUGAUCUGAUCCAGUCUACCAUCAGAACCCAGUUUGAAGACUGUACAGUCUUCACUAUAGCACAUAGGCUUAAUACUAUAUUGGACUACACAAGGGUUCUAGUUUUGGACAAGGGACAAAUAGCUGAAUUUGACACACCGACAAACCUUAUAGCAAAGAAAGGAAUUUUCUACGGUAUGGCCAAAGAUGCAGGACUGGCCUAAAACCAUUUCCUACAAAUUGCAGUGCCUUUUCCACCGUUAAGAGACAAUGCAGUGAAUGUAUAUUGUCACGAUGUAUGUUUUUUGAGGAUUAUUCUGUACACAUGAGAUUUCGUACAGAUGCAAGUAUGACCAGCAACCAAGUUUAUUACAACUUAAAUAUUUGUUCGCUAUAUUUUUGUACUGUAUUUAAGUUUAACUUUCUUUUUUUUGUUUACUAAUUUUAUAGAGAAAGAUAGAGUUAGUUUCUUUGGGGAAAAUACUGUUGCAGUAUGAGAGGUUAAUUUGUAUACCAAUGCAUAUCUGUAAAAACUUGAAUACUGGCAGGAAUACCAAAUUUUAAUUAUUCUUUUGUUACAGUGCAAAUGUCUAUUAAAGAAAAACAGAAAA
Molecule: messenger RNA, 5142 nt
Organism: Acipenser ruthenus (sterlet)
Lineage: Eukaryota; Metazoa; Chordata; Actinopteri; Acipenseriformes; Acipenseridae
Product: ATP-binding cassette sub-family C member 3-like
Exons: 31
Coding region: 175-4755 (1526 amino acids)
Biological process (GO): transmembrane transport
Cellular component (GO): membrane
Molecular function (GO): ATP binding; ATP hydrolysis activity; ABC-type transporter activity
Source: RefSeq, a predicted model, not a curated record